This is a messenger RNA of Folsomia candida, 1647 nucleotides long. RefSeq lists its product as uncharacterized. The coding region runs from base 407 to 1396 and encodes 329 amino acids. Lineage: Eukaryota; Metazoa; Arthropoda; Collembola; Entomobryomorpha; Isotomidae. Gene Ontology annotation, molecular function: sequence-specific DNA binding. The transcript has 2 exons. The record is from RefSeq and is a predicted model, not a curated record.
CCCGGGUUUCCUCUUGUGAGGCAACCAACCUCACUCACCAGACCAAUAAGGAUGAUGAUAUUGGAUGGCCUUGGCCUUGGCCAUGCGGGUUUUCAGUGAGUCAGUUAGUGUCUCUGAAAUUCGCUACUUUCUCUUUCCUUCCACAAACCAGUGAAAUACCCCCCUUGACACAGAGUACACUUCCGCAGGACACAGUCUGGCUGGGGUACUCAAUAUGUUGCACCUAUUAAAACUUAUCUAGGCUUACAGAGGUUCCUCUAUCUGUAUAAGUAAAAAAGAGUGGGAUUUUCCGUCAUUCCGGUUGACUCUUUGAUCUUAAAUAGAUAAGUAUUAAAUAAAAAUAAAAAUAUGUAAAUGUGUUUGGACGGUACUAUCCGAAGACAUAUUAUAAAAACUGUGCUGCAACAUGGUUCAACGAUGUUGUGUUCCCCUUUGUGACACCAAAGUUGGACAAGUGGACGUAAAAGGAGCAAAGGUGCGUUUUCAUCGAAUUCCUUUGACCCCUGACAAGUUUCUGAAAUGGCGACAGCAAAUCACGAACCAUGGUCAUUACACACCAGAGCUGACGGUGAACUCCAGAAUAUGUUCCAAACACUUUCUCCGAGAGGACUACAUUGUGGAUGAUGAGCAAAAACCGGGGACGGCAGGAAAUCAUGUGCUUGCCAAAGACGCCGUCCCCACCAUCUUCAAGUGGACUGACGAGGCGAACGCCACCCUGUCCAGAGCAAUCCCCUUCAUAAAGAAAUCAGAGCUACAAAAUACUUUGAAUGGUCUCAGUGCAGCCGCAGGGCCGAAAAAUCAGGGAGUGCAAUGCAGUGGAAGUGCAGUGCAUUCCCUGGAAGUGAAGAAGCUGAAACAUGAGUUGGAUAGAAAAAAUGUAGUAAUUCGUCGACUUUUGGAUGAAUUGGAUGAUCAUCAGGUAAGAUCAUCGUCGGGGUCCAAUAAUAAGGGCAAAUCAAUUGGAGAAACUCAAGAUUCCGUUAAAAGAAAGGAUGAGGGGACAUCCGUCGUCGUACAAACGAAAGAAGAAUUGCAUACUAGUCUUCCCUAUCUUUCCAAACAGACUAAAUCUGAGACUUUUUCCAUUGCUCAUUCCCCUGAGAUGCCAACCCUUACACCUUCUGCUUUUACGCCGACGAUGUUACCUGGGCAUGCCGUUAUCAAGGCUAACACUAUUAGCCGCAGUAGUAACACUACAGUGGCAAACUUUGUAACUAUUUCUACUCAAACCAAUAAUGAUACCCAAGAUAUAAAUUGUUCUGGUGAAGAGUCUCAGCCUAAUAAUGUUGUACAAAGAGUUUCUGUCAUUAAAAGAGCUGGUUCUUCUUGUUCCACAAGAAGUCGAGAUAUUUUAAUGCCACCAAAAAAACGCAAACUAAACUAUCUCUACUUAUGAUGAAAAAAAUGUUUACAUUAUUGGUUGACUCGACAAAUCAAUUAAAUGUAUUCCAUGAUUAUUUUUGUACCUAAUUCUAUUUUAAAUAAAAUAUGUAUACAUAUUUGAUACAAAAUUAUCAUUAAUUCGUAUGUAUAUAUACAACAACGGUGUAUGAUUAUUCAAUAAAUAAAUAAAUAUAUAUAUAUUAUUAUCACACAGUUAAGAUUUGAAAUUACAAUCAAAUAAUCGGCCUUUAAACAUAAAACCAU